AUGAAGAGCAGGCAGUUUGUUUUGUUGUUGUGUUUAGUUGGUUUCUGUUUAAUUAGGGUCUGCCAAGCAGGUAAUCUAAGGAAGAAAUUCUACAAGGACACAUGCAGUCGUGCUGAGGACAUAAUCAAGAUUAAGACCUGGCAACAUGUCUCUGCCAAUCUCCAGUUGCCCGCGAAGCUCCUGAGACUGCAUUUUCAUGACUGCUUUGUUAGGGGUUGCGAUGCCUCUGUUUUGAUAAACUCAACAAUAAAUAACACUGCAGAGAAGGACGCAAUUCCAAACCUCUCUUUGUCAGGAUAUGACGUUAUCGAAGAUAUAAAAGCAGAGCUUGAGGCUGAAUGUCCAGGAGUUGUAUCUUGUGCCGAUAUUCUGGCUUUGUCCGCGAGAGACUCGGUUUCAUUUCAAUUCAACCAUACAAUGUGGGAAGUGCUUACUGGUAGAAGAGAUGGCAGAGUAUCCCUAGGUUCAGAGGUCUUGACUAAUAUUCCUGCACCUUUCUUCAACUUCACUCAGCUUAAGCAGAACUUUCAAAACAAAGGUCUCACUGUCCAUGACCUUGUUGUCCUAUCAGGUGGACACACAAUCGGAGUAGGCCACUGCAACCUCUUCAGCAGCAGGCUGUACAAUUUCACUGGAAGAGGAGAUCAAGACCCUUCACUGGACCCAACUUAUGCUGCAUUCUUGAAAACUAAAUGCCAAAGCCUUAGCGAUACAACAACUACAGUAGAGAUGGAUCCUGGCAGUUCUCUAGACUUCGAUACCGAUUACUAUGCUAUUCUGAAAGGGAAUAAAGGUCUCUUCCAAUCCGAUGCUGCCCUUCUAACCAAUAAAGGUGCAAAUAACAUCGUCUCAGAGUUAACUAAUCAAACCAAGUUCUUCACUGAGUUUGCACAAUCAAUGAAGAGAAUGGGUGCCAUCGAGGUUCUUACAGGCGAAGUCGGGGAAGUUAGGAAGAAGUGUGGCGUUAUCAAUUAAUUCUUUAUUAUUAUUUUGUUAAUUUAUGAAUUUUGUUUGUGUAUCGAUUAAAUUGAAGAUAGAAACCUUAUUUUCGAUUAAGGUUUCUAUAAGGGUGUGUCUGGAUCGGGGUCAUAUAAGAUAACAGGGUAAUCUUUGUUUAUUUUGCAAGAUUCCGUUGUUUGAUUUGCAAGUAAUAAAAUAUUAUG
Messenger RNA from Pistacia vera, 1163 nucleotides. RefSeq names its product peroxidase 3-like. Gene Ontology annotation, molecular function: peroxidase activity; heme binding. Lineage: Eukaryota; Viridiplantae; Streptophyta; Magnoliopsida; Sapindales; Anacardiaceae. Bases 1 to 975 code for a protein of 324 amino acids. Gene Ontology annotation, cellular component: plasmodesma; plant-type cell wall. Gene Ontology annotation, biological process: hydrogen peroxide catabolic process; response to oxidative stress. The record is from RefSeq and is a predicted model, not a curated record. The transcript is spliced from 4 exons.